AUGCAGCUGCUGCUGAAAUUAAGCCUAACGCUAGCAUUGGCAACCACAUUGGUGCAGGCUUUUGGCAACGAAUAUGUGCACAUCAAGGUGCAUGUGCCCAAGGAGCAGGCACCGGCCAUAGCCAUUGAUGCCGAGCCGCAUCCACCACAGAAAGUGAUUCAUCAUUUCCAUCAUCAUGCGCCGCCGCCGCCGCCACAUGGACGUGGUCGCGGACGUGGACCGCCGCCGCCAGCUAAGCUCAAGACCAGUCCACUGCUGGAGAGCGUUAUACUCUCGGAUCUGGAUAAGCCAUUGCAUAUGAGUGAGCAUGCGGAUUAUUUGAAUCACGCCAAGGAGCUGGCCGAGCAUUUAAGCGAAACAUAUGUGGUCAAGAAACCGCCAGCGCCGCCCAAAAAGAAAGUCAACACUUAUACCAUCAUUGAGGAGAAGCAACCACCACGUCAUCAUGGCUACGACUAUGAGCCGCACUCGCAUGCAGAUGCCCCCGUGGACACGUAUCGUGUGCAGCAUUAUCCACGCAAACAUGCGCCCAUCCAUGUGACUGGGCCAGAUGAUGAUGAUGAGGACAUUGGUUAUCCACCAGCUAGCCAUCAUACGCAUUCGCACCACAAGCCACCAUCCAAUUCGUAUCUUGCACCGGAGCCAGCGCCUGUGGAGGAGCUCUCAGAAGUGGAUGCAGGCGGCUAUAGCUAUAAUCCACCAGCCUAUGCCAAAUCAUCACAUACGCCAGCCCAUACGCUGGAGGCGCCAGAUGAGCAAACUCAUUAUGGGUAUGAAUAUUCCAACAACGGCUUUCGUCCCUCCCCGCAGCUGCACAACAGUCGCGCCAGCAGCAACUACGAGGAUGACAUUGAUGCCUAUGCAGCGCCGCUGCCUAGCUCUCGACGUCGUCGUCCCAAUGCCGUAGACUGGUCGCCUGGGCAUGCACAAGCUAGCAGCAGUGGACACUCCACUGGCUAUCACUAUCCUGGACCCUAUCUCUAA
This is a messenger RNA of Drosophila busckii, 984 nucleotides long. RefSeq names its product extensin. The record is from RefSeq and is a predicted model, not a curated record. The transcript has a single exon. Bases 1 to 984 code for a protein of 327 amino acids. NCBI's taxonomy places the organism in Eukaryota, Metazoa, Arthropoda, Insecta, Diptera, Drosophilidae.